GUGGUGGCAAGGGCUCCAUCUACACCUGGGCCUCGGGUAACGGCAGUAAUAACGGAGACGACUGCGGAGCGGACGGCUACGUCGGUAGCAUCCACACCAUCUCGGUUGGUUCCAUUAAUGACAUGGGGGAGUCGGUUUACUUCAUGGAGAAGUGCGCCUCAACGAUGGCCGUCGUUCUAGCUGUCUGGAGGAAUCAGUGACAUCAAGGCCAAAGGGGAAUACAGUAAACCUCAAAAUCUGGUGAUCACAACGGACAUCCGUGAUGGUUGCAUUGAUAAUUUCAUCGGGACAUCCAGUGCAGCCCCACUAGCUAAAGGAAAACCCAGCCGUGAACCCUGAUCUUUCAUAACAAAGAGCAGCUACAUGAUGAAGAGAUCGUUAUUGACAAGGAUAAUUUAGCCAAAGGAGUAGAAGAACCUCCAAAUACAAAACACAACUUGGACGAUGAGGAGGAUAUCGACACUGGAGAAUUUGACGGGAUCUUGAAGGAUCCUCAGGUUCGAGCUCUAUACAUCAGCAAGAGAGCUGAGAUGAGGUGAAGGUUCGAAGAGCGAAAGGAGACGAGGAGGAACGAGUUUGACGACCUAAUGACCAAAAGGGGCCAAGAGGAGAGGUCACAUGAUCAAGAGAUUAGGUCACAUGGUCAGGAAUUCAAAGUGCACGGAUGCAAUGGUCGUCUACAAAAAACAGACGGGGGCGAUGGACGCAGACGAACUGGUCAAGAUUGAAGAUACCUCCUCAAGUGAGGAUGAAGACCGACCGGCAACGAGUAGAAAGCGGACAGCGGAGUUUGGUUCACCUCCUGCUAAGCGGAUUCAAAGCCUCGCUAGCUACGACACCAAAGCUUGGAUCAAUCAAUGUAAAGAACUUACUCAAAUGCUGUGGAAUUGGUUAAAACAUUUUGGCCAGAACUUCAUCCCGCCCCCGCCCCCAUCACCCACCCCCAAGAGCUAA
Messenger RNA from Asterias rubens (European starfish), 954 nucleotides. RefSeq lists its product as uncharacterized. Lineage: Eukaryota; Metazoa; Echinodermata; Asteroidea; Forcipulatida; Asteriidae. The coding region runs from base 619 to 954 and encodes 111 amino acids. The transcript is spliced from 7 exons. The record is from RefSeq and is a predicted model, not a curated record.